Molecule: messenger RNA, 609 nt
Organism: Rotaria sp. Silwood1
Lineage: Eukaryota; Metazoa; Rotifera; Eurotatoria; Philodinida; Philodinidae
Source: the annotation of a GenBank genome assembly
AUGUCGGUUCUUACUGAACGAACACUAGUUGUUGAACGUGGUUUAGCUUUACAUAAAAUGAUUCGUUUAGUAACGUAUGCAUUAGGUGGAGAAGCUUGGUUGAAUUUUGAAGGAAAUGAAUUUGGUCAUCCAGAGUGGCUUGAUUUUCCUCGAGAAGGAAAUAAUGAAAGUUAUAAAUAUGCUCGUCGGCUUUUUUAUUUAUGUGAAGAUGAUACAUUGAGAUAUAAAUAUCUUAAGGCAUGGGAUAAAGCAAUGAAUGAUUUGGAAGAAGAAUAUAAAUGGUUAACAGCAACAAAUACAUUCGUUAGUCGGAAAAAUGAAGGUGAUAAAGUUAUAAUAUUCGAACGUGGUGAUCGUGGUCUGAUGUUUAUAUUUAAUUUUCAUGGCAGUAACAGUUACGCUGAUUAUCGUAUUGGAUGUGGUCAAAGUGGAAAAUAUAAAAUUGUACUUGAUUCGGAUGCAAAAUCUUUUGAUGGACAUGGAAGAAUUAAUGAUGAACAAAUCUUUGUUGCUGAGAAUAUCAUGUGGGAUGAUCGACCAUUUUCAUUUCAGGUUUAUACUCCAUGUCAGACUGUGCUCGUUCUUGCUUUAGCUGAAGAGAAAUGUUGA